GGAAAAGUCCGGAUGUUCUUUGUUUAAAACUCUCGUGGACUGGUAUAUAUUGUGAUAUUUUGAAAUACUACACACUUAUCGCGCUCUCGGUCAGUGGACGGUCAAGGAUUAAAGUGUUUGCUUUAUUUAUUCGAAUAUUUCUUUUCAAUUCAGUCAUUUAGUAAUAUGUCGAAAGAAAAUGGUCCAUCUGGGGAUACAGAUGACGUAAUAGUAGUGAAUAAAGAUGAUGAAGUGAAAUUAAAACGUUCUAUUGGUCUUGUAACCAGUAUUACUAUUAUUGUUGGAUCAAUGAUUGGAUCUGGUAUAUUUGUUAGUCCUACAGGUAUACUAAAAAAUGUCAAAAGUAUUGGAGCUAGUCUUGUCAUAUGGGUUGCUUGUGGUAUCUUCAGUAUGCUUGGUGCAUAUUGUUAUGCAGAACUUGGUACAAUCAUUGAAAGAUCUGGUGGUGAUUACAUCUAUGUCUAUGAAGCAUUUGGUCCAUUUUUUGGCUUUUUACGUUUAUGGGUAGAAGUAAUGGUUGUUCGACCAGUGUCUAUUGCUAUUGUAGCUCUGACAUUUUCAGAAUAUGUAUUACAACCUGUAUAUCCAGAUUGUGAAAUACCCAUUAUUUUAUUGAGAAUUUUAGCAGCUUUAUGUAUCACAUUUUUAAGUUUUGUCAAUGCUUUCUCUAUCAAAAUAUCAACACGUAUACAAGAUAUAUUUACAUUUGCUAAACUAGCAGCUUUGGUUAUGAUUAUUGUAACUGGAUGUGUACAAAUUGGAUUAGGUCGUUAUGAUGGUUUAAGAGAUCCAUUUGAAGAUUCUGAUUGGAGUCCUGGUCUAAUAGCCAAUGCAUUCUACAGUGGUUUAUUUGCUUAUUCUGGAUGGAAUUAUUUAAACUGUAUGAUUGAAGAGAUGAAAAAUCCAAGAAAACAUUUGCCUAUAGCAAUUAUUGUCUCUUGUAUCCUGGUGACUGCAUUUUAUACAUUUGCUAACGUGGCAUAUGCAACUGUUGUACCAGUUGCUGAAAUUUUGAGUACAAGAGCAGUGGCUGUGACAUUUGCAGUAAGAAUCUACGGUGUAAUGUGGUGGAUAAUGCCAAUAUUUGUGGCUUGUUCAACAUUCGGCGGUGCCAACGGAACUGUGUUGACUACAUCAAGAAUAUUUUUUGUUGCUAGUCAAGUUAAUCAAAUGCCAGGCUUCUUCAGUUAUUUACACGCUAGUCGAUUGACACCAAUUCCAGCAGUUAUAUUCACUUGUAUAAUGUCUUUAGUUUAUCUACUCUCUGGAGAUAUAUUCGCUUUAAUCAAUUAUAUGGGAUUUGUUCAAUGGUUAGCUAUUGGUCUAUGCGUUCUCAUUGUAAUAAUCUUUAGAUUUACACGUCCUAAAGUUCCACGUCCAGUUAAAGCGCCAAUAGUAUUUGCCUAUAUCUACGUACUAGUUACUCUGUUUUUGAUCAUUUUCGCUUUUGUUGGAUCACCUCAAGAGUCAUUAUAUGGUGUAUUAAUCAUUCUAACUGGUAUACCAGUUUACAUAGUUGGCUGUGCAUGGACAAAAAAACCGAAGUCGUUUAAUCAAAAAAUGGCGGCAUUAACUGUUGGUUUACAAAAACUUUUACGAAUUGUUCCAACAAAACAAAUGUAAAGAAAUACAAAGAAAACAAAUCACCAUGAAUAAGAUCAAAUGUAAUGAGAUGAGAUAAGAUGAGUUGAAAGAUAACUCGACUAGAGUUCAUUCAAAUUCAAAACUGUUAUUUUUUCAUUUUAUUUUUCAAAUUUAUUCAUUGUUCUACAGUAUAUAUAUAUAUAUAUAUAUAUGAAUUCUUAGAAUAAUAUAAAUCAACUUGUGUAGACAUCAGGAUACCAGUACAAUGAAUGCACAUCAGAAUAUAAUUAACUGAUACGAUCUUUCUUUUUCGUCAACCAGCUCCCCUGUUUUAUUCUUUCAUUAUAACCUAUUCUUUGGUUCAUUUUGUAUGUCUCUUGUAUGCACUGAGACUACAGCAGGUCAUGAAAAGAGAGUGAGAGAGACAUAAGGGAGAGGAGAAACUCACCUCUCAGGGUUACUAUGCUUGAGUUUUUAUAAACGAGACUGUUCACCGUCAUAUUCAUCCUUUCAAUCUCUAACUUGCCUCUUUUCCCAACACACAUGUUCACUCACUUUUGUUUUGGUUGAGAUUUCAUUGUAUUUUUUGUCUUUGCAUAUAUCAAUGGAACACAUUCUGGUUUUAGUUUUCUUUGUGUGUGUGUGUGUGUAUUGCUCUCCUGUUUUGUUAUGUAAUUAUGAGUGCUUCAAUAUCACUGUGUUAUAUUUAUGCAUAUAUACACAUACAUAAUGCAAUACGUAUUAACUCUAAGUGUGUAUCUGAAUGGUUGUGGGUUUGUGGAAAAUUUGUUCAGUAUAUCGAUUCUGUUUUGUAGCUGCUGAAGAAAAUUUUUUUUUUGUUGGUGGUGGUUAGUUUUGUUAUGCUUCUUUUGUAUAAUUAAUUAUUGUGUUUCCCCUUUUUUAUGUCUUGAAAAUAAAUACUACAAUUAUUAAUGUCUAAUAAAGUAAAUACAGUUGGAGAACUGUU
Molecule: messenger RNA, 2551 nt
Organism: Trichobilharzia regenti
Lineage: Eukaryota; Metazoa; Platyhelminthes; Trematoda; Strigeidida; Schistosomatidae
Source: the annotation of a GenBank genome assembly